Echinococcus granulosus is the source of this 948-nucleotide messenger RNA. RefSeq lists its product as hypothetical. Lineage: Eukaryota; Metazoa; Platyhelminthes; Cestoda; Cyclophyllidea; Taeniidae. The transcript is spliced from 8 exons. The record is from RefSeq and is a predicted model, not a curated record. The coding region runs from base 1 to 948 and encodes 315 amino acids.
AUGGAGUUAAUUUGUCAAGCUGAUAAGUGUGAUCACUCGAAUUCACAAGAUUUACUAAAAGAAUUUAUGUACAGCAAAAGUGGUGCCAAUGUUUGCCCACGAACAGGUUAUUCGCCUUCAAAACUGUCUUCUUUUCAAAUGCACCAUUAUCCACUUAAGAAACUAAAAUCAGAUAUUUUUGUUAACAACGAUUUGGGAGCCAGAAAUACAGGAUCUGCGGAUUGUGAAUGGGCAGUGAUAUUGGAUUUUGUGAACAUUGAAACGGCUGUAUAUUUCUUCGCCAAAAUUUGUCAAAGAUUGCUGAAACCGCACACACUCACUGUUAUCCACAGUUUACAAAAAAUAAAUAUAUCUUUCAGUAUACCAUCAACUGCAUUAUAUCAAUGGCAUAAGACUAUAUAUUCUCUCCCUCCUUUUGAACGUCGUCUCCCAGUGAUUCUCCUGGUCACUCAAUCCCGUCGGCCAUCAAAAUUCAUUCUGUACUGCAUUAGCAGGGAAUUAGGCUAUAUUUAUGAAGCUGCUGAUAUACUUUUACAGCUGGGCUACCGCGCAUUAAUUUGGCAGGUGAUAGCAAUAUCAAGAUUUGUCGCAGUUUUAAUUUAUCUUUUAAUGCCUAUCCAAAUGCUCAAUUUCUUUAUGAAAGUGCAGGAACAUUCACAUUUAUUAUGGCAUUUCGCCUAUGUGGUGACCAGUCCUUUGAUAUCAAUGUUUGCAUGGCGAGUUGAUGCUACCAGUCCUCAUAAAUGGCGCACACUAAUUCUGUCUAACAACAAUACCAAGGAGGCUAAAUUCUCAGGUAACUUUGAUUCUUCCAGUGCAGACUUAGUUUGCUGUCAAUGGAAAGCUCUGUGCAUUCGUAAUUGGUGGUUAACCACGGCUAGUCGCAUGGGUUUCCUUUUCGUUUUUUCAUUUGAUAACAUAAAUAAUUUACUAAAUAAUCCAUCAUAA